Messenger RNA from Labrus bergylta (ballan wrasse), 3324 nucleotides. RefSeq lists its product as uncharacterized. Gene Ontology annotation, molecular function: catalytic activity. The record is from RefSeq and is a predicted model, not a curated record. Lineage: Eukaryota; Metazoa; Chordata; Actinopteri; Labriformes; Labridae. Gene Ontology annotation, biological process: nucleotide metabolic process.
CCCCCUACUGUUACUUCUUCAAACUGCAGCAAAUGUUAUAACCCAUUGUCUGAAUGUCGCAUGACGCUGUGAGGGAAACUUAGUCUAUGGUGUGAACAGGUCACAGGACUUCUUACUGGUCUACAGGUCAAAGUCACCCUGAGAAAAAUGAGUGAACGUGGCCCUGUUUAUUUGUUCAUAUUAGUUCACUUGAUUGUUUUUAUUCAGUCUUAUUUAUAUUUACAUAUUUUUGAGGCUAUUUUUAGAGCACAUAUGAUUACAUAUAGCCUAUAUAUUUUUUCUGUGUACUACAAAUGUCUUAACACAAUAUCACAGUUGGUCUUAACACUAAUAGUAGACAAGCAAGCAUUCUGUGAGGAAUUUUUUAAGUUAGUUUUGACUUUGUUAUAACAAAGAUUUUUUUGUUUUUUGUUGUACAUGUUUUUAUUUUAUUCAAAAAGACCAACCUGGCUCUUUCAACAAUCAAAUGUGUCAUUUAUUGAGAAUCUUUGCUGUGGAAAAAAAGUAAAGCAGGUGAUCACUUUGUCCCCUGGCAGCGUCUUCAGACAUUGAUAAAAACAAUAUAGCCUAGCAUCAAUAUUGUCUCUGAUGACCAACCCUUUGCCUUUGAAGGUCAUAAAGAGAAAAUAUUCAUUUAAGUCUGUCUCCUAACCAGAUACAAACUUUGAACAGAAGCUUUAAAUGAAAUAUUAGGGAAUAGCCCUAGCCAUACAGGAGGUAAUUUAAAGUAGGCUACACAAUGGAAAGUAUUUCAUAGCCUAUAACUUUAGGUAGGCCCUAUACUAGAUGGAAUCAAAAACAUUGCCUUUUUUUAGAUUACAAGAAAUUUGCCUUUAAAACUUUAUUAACUAAUUGGCAUAACAGAUUUUGCUGAGAAACAUGGUAUCCCUACUGAUCCAAUCUGUAUUAGUCCAGCAGAUGGUGGCAUUGCACGAUUACACUCGUUUUCCAAACAUCAACAGAGGGUCAAGUGAGUGAAAGAAGUACAGUAGUAGAAAGUGUUGAGGAAGGGGUAGCCAGGUGUGAGAGACAUGAGUGUUUUACUGCAUGGAUGUAGGUUAACUGAGCAUAAAGUCAUUUUAAAUGCCUCCAUGUCGCUUAUGUUUGCACUGACGGAUGUGUACGCGUGGAAAGCGGAAACGACCGUGUUGAAUUGUGUUGCUGUGUGUGCUUAUUGAACUACUCGAGGAGGAGCAGAGAGAAGCGACACUUCAUGCUUAACUUUAUGCUGAUCGCAAGAUUUAUUAGCAAAAGAAUGUCCUUCACUCUUCCCCGUCAUGUCAUCUGGGAGUCGGAGGGUCUGUUGGCCUACCUCCAUCCCCGGCCCUGGACCCCAGGAUCUGUUGUUCUGGAGAGCAGCACCCCUGGCAGCCUUGGAGGCAGCAUCUUCCACCUGGAGAAGCAGGAAUUAUUAGCCUGGCUGCUGGGGGCGAGAACUGUUGCAGAGCUACUGUGUGACAGACUGGCAGUAAGAAGGUGUGCGUUAGUCAGUAGACCCCGCAGAGACAGACCGGCGCAGAUCCUUGUCCUCCCUCUACAUGGCCUUGAUGCAGACUGGCGCCCUCACCUGGCCGGAGAAGAGGAGCACAAUGCUCAGGACCCUGGAUACUGCACCUCAAAGACAGCUCCCCGAUGGAGUGACUCCAGCUUGUCAGACAUUCAAGCUAAGAUUAGAGCCAAACUCCCACUACCUGACGCUCCACACAAUCUGACUUUCCUUGGGGAUGAUCCAGCUCACCCUGGUCUGUUUUCACGCAUCGUUCGUGGGGAGGAGCAGCAAUGGCGGGUGUGGGACGACGAAAGCCAUGUUGCCUUUUUGACUCCUUUUCCAAAUUCUCCGGGUUUUACUGUACUGGUCCCACGACGGCCAUUGACCUCAGAUAUAUUCAGGCUAGAAAAGGGGACUAUGAGAAGCUGGUACUGGCGACCCUGAAGGUGUCAAAGCUUCUGGAGGAGGGUUUAGGUGCCUUUGGAGUGGGCCUUAUUUUUGAGGGUUUUGAGAUUGACUACGCCCACGCCAAGUUGAUACCACUGUUUCUACCUCCAUCAGGGACAGGAGAUGUCAGCAAUAAAUCAUCACUUCCUGAGUUUUACCAAACGUACCCUGGAUAUGUGACGUCAGAAGAUGGACCUAUGGCCAGCCAAGAAUGUCUGAAGGAACUCCAAAUGAAAAUUACUCGGACCUAAGGCUUAUACCUACAGCUCAAUAGUAAAAGGAAUCCCUCUCUGCUUUAAGUGAGAAGAAGAAGUAUGUAAACUAAACAUACAGCUACUAUUGCAAAGGCUACAGGCUGUAAAGGUUUGCAUGAAUAACCUUAACUUAAUAAUACAAAUAUUAUAAAUAAACUGCACGGUACAUUUAAGACUGACAUAAACCUUUGGAAAUGUUCCUUAAAUUUAAAUUGAUCAUAUAUUCAAAGAACCUGAAUACAAUAAGGAUAGACAGCUGUCUUUUUUUAAUUUAUUAACAAAGUAAAUUGUAACUAAAAAUAUUAAAAUUCAUGUAAGGACGUUAUAUCAUCAUUCUUUCCCUCUUCAAUUAUCGGAAACAUCAGGAUUCUUUACACAUUCAUUUGGAAUUAAAUGUGAACGGAAUAAAGCCCAAUCAUUUUUUUCAUUCUUUGACAAAAUGAAGCUUUACUUUAGGGUAAAAUUCAGUUUGUAUAAUCAGCAUUAAUGACAAAGUUCCCUCGUGGAGUAAAAUAAUGAAGACCUUAUGAAAUCAUAAAGAUGUCACAGUCUUUAUCUGUUGUUGAUGAACGUUGCACUCAAACCGAAGUUUAAUUAAAACUGAAAAUGGAAAGGAAAACCACAGACAUGAAUUACAUCAAAGCAUUUUCACUUGAACACCACUUGUUUCUUAAAUGUUGUUACUCUAGUGGAUACAAUUCUAAUCUUGAAAUUUUCCAAAUGUAAUUCCCUCAAAAUAAAAGCAGUUACAAUGUAAUGCAAUCAUUAAACUCCCUGUUUGUGUUCCUUUAUUAAUUGCAGUGUGUUUUGUACUUAGUUAACCAAUCACACAAUCUGCAGGCUCACUCAUUACAUUGACGCUAAUUGGUCCCAAAGUGGAUUCUUAAUUAUGAGGCUUAAUUAAUGACUUGCUAAGUGCUAAAUCAGUGCUCUCUAAACCCGAUUCACCCCAAGGCUUUCAUUAAAAGGGACACAAAUAGGCCUCUGUGUUUUUGAAGGGGGUUUUUAACAGUGGUCGCCAUGGCAGCUAAAGAGAACAAACUCAACUCUUCACAGGAACUAUCUCCCAGUGUUUACACCAUAUACAUGUCUUUUCAAUUCAACAAGGAAACAUUAUUUUUUUCUUACUCUAAA